Cyphellophora europaea CBS 101466 is the source of this 1143-nucleotide messenger RNA. RefSeq lists its product as uncharacterized. The record is from RefSeq and is a predicted model, not a curated record. The transcript has 2 exons. NCBI's taxonomy places the organism in Eukaryota, Fungi, Ascomycota, Eurotiomycetes, Chaetothyriales, Cyphellophoraceae. Bases 1 to 1143 code for a protein of 380 amino acids.
AUGUCUCGGACUGGAACUCAGAGUACUCCAGCUUUCACUAAACUUCGACUCCGGACGGCCAAAGGUCUAACGGAACGAGAUGUGUCUACGGCGCCACCACGAGAGUGUUCUAUGGAGGAGGUCCCCGUCAUCGACCUUUCAGCCAUGUUUGGCGACCUGAACGCGAGGAAGGGUUUGGCCGAGACGGUUUGUCAUGCCGCCGAGAACACGGGCUUCUUCUACAUCAAAAACCAUGGGAUCAACGAGAGAGUCGCAGAGGCUGCGCAGGCGCAGGCUCGGGAUUUCUUUCAUCAGAAGGACGAGGAGAAAGCGAAGGUGGCCAGGACGAAGUCCCGAUAUUUCAAUGGUUGGCACAGACGCAAGGGUACCAGUUUGGGUUCGUCGGCGUCCUUGGAUGAUAUGGAACAGUUCAGUUGCUGCUACAACCCUGACUACGACCCGGAAGUGAUUGACCUGGCCGCGAUACCUGACGAUACGAGAGCUCAACUUCCGGCCGAAAGUUUCAUCUGGGAGGGCACGGAACACCUUCCUCACUUUCAGAGAGAUUGUAUACGAUACUGGCAAGAGAGCCUUCAGCUGGCACGGCGGCUGCUGAGAAUUUUUGCGCUGAGUCUCAAUCUGCCAGAAACGUAUUUCGACAAUGUCACUACAUGCCCUGGAAGUGAUUUGGCCUUCAACUACUACCCCGGAAGAGCGAGGAUGGAUGACUCGACCAGUCCCAUCCAAGACGUCGGUCUCGGCAGCCACACCGAUCUCCAAUGCUUCACUAUUCUUUGGCAAGAUAUGGUCGGUGGCCUGCAGGUGCUGAUGAGCGAUGGCCAUUGGGUGAAAGCGCCACCAAUUCCCGGCACGUUUGUCGUUAACAUUGGUGACUACCUUAUGCGCCUGACGAACGAUCGCUUCAAGUCUACCGUGCACAGAGUCUAUAUGCGGACGUCCAUCGACCGGUAUUCCAUGCCCUUCUUCUUUGGCUUCAAUCCGAGUGAAACAUGUGCGGUCCUUCCAAGCUGCACGAGCAAGAAGAACCCGCCCAAAUACGAACCGAUAUCGUGCGGAGAGGUCAGUUUCCCCAGUCCCCCUUACGGAAGGAGCUCGAUGUUUAUCUUCACUUGUGGCUGCUGCGGAGCUGACAUGCCUUUCUAG